This is a messenger RNA of Myxocyprinus asiaticus (Chinese sucker), 4361 nucleotides long. RefSeq names its product tumor necrosis factor receptor superfamily member 11A-like. The record is from RefSeq and is a predicted model, not a curated record. Gene Ontology annotation, biological process: response to interleukin-1; lymph node development; multinuclear osteoclast differentiation. Lineage: Eukaryota; Metazoa; Chordata; Actinopteri; Cypriniformes; Catostomidae. Gene Ontology annotation, molecular function: cytokine binding; tumor necrosis factor receptor activity. The transcript is spliced from 10 exons. The coding region runs from base 211 to 1947 and encodes 578 amino acids. Gene Ontology annotation, cellular component: external side of plasma membrane.
GUAGGUGAGUGAACAUCAUGAGACAUGCUCUCUGUCAAUGAAGCAGUCUGGAGCGCUGACAUCCGUUCAUCUUCCCAUUCCAGUGACAUUGAAAGCGAACAGGGUUCUGCUGCUUUUCCUUAGUGGACCAUACAACAAUACUGAAACUGCAAAGUAAAACUGAAAUAACUGGAUCCGGUUUUAUCGGGGUGUGUUUUGAAGUUUAGAAUAAUGAGAGUGAUUUUUUCUACUAGUUGGAUAUUUCAAGGAUGGAUCACACACUUCAUCCUUGCUCUGUGCUUGCAGUCAGGAUUGGCCAUAAGCUGCCUCCAAUACGAGUAUGAAUACAACGGGAACUGCUGCAGUAAAUGUGAACCAGGAAAAUAUGUUUUUGCACAUUGCACUGGCAGCUUGCACACAAUGUGUCUUGAUUGUGGCCGUGAUGAGUAUCAGCCAGACUGGAACAGAGAGAUGAAAUGUAUUGCUCAGAAGUUCUGUGAUGAAGGUAAAGGAUUUAACCGCACCCGUCCACACAACGCCAUAGCAGCUGAACCCUGUCGGUGCAAACAAGGUUUCCACUGUUCUCUGAUCAACUGCGAGUACUGUGAGGCGAUCAAAAAAUGCCCUGCUGGAGAAGGGGUUGUGAUGGGCGAGACAGGCAGAGCUUCCUGUGUUCCAUGUCAGAAUGGAUUUUUCUCCGAAUCCCAAUCAAUAGAAGCCUGCAAGAAAUGGACAGACUGCAAAGCAAUCGGCAAGACAGUGAAACAGCCAGGAAGCAGUAAGACAGAUAUGGUGUGUGGACUCCAUUCUCCUGGUCCUAUGACACCCUGGGUGGUGGUGGCCAUUCUUUUGGUCAUUAUCAUGGUAUCGCUGGUCAUUCUCUUCCUGUUCUGCUGUAAGGAUAAGCUGAACUUCCUCUCAGUAAAUUUACGCACUUGUGUCCAAAACCUGAAAGGAAGCAGGAAUCAACAGGAAACUGUGAUACCUUCAUACCACUGUAGCAACGGUCCACAGACCUUUCCUCUGAUUUGCCAGGAGAAAAGCCCUCCAGAGUCCCUUAUCAUGUGUCCCAGCACUGCAUUAACCAUCACUGAUGAAACCUCAACUUGCACAGACCAGGAACAAGCUGACUCAUCAUCAGGCAGCUCCAUUGAGGACUCUCGAGAUGGUCCUGCGUCCCCACUGUCAGGCAGCUCCUGCAGCUGUGCGUUUUCCAUGAAGGAACCCAUUGAGGUCGGAGAAAACGAAGACUGCAGUCAACUGGUGGCCACCGGUCUGGCUACAUGCCACUCCUGCAGGACGGGAGAUGCUUUUGACACCAAAGGAGAAAAUGUACAGGUCAUCAACCUGAAAGAGCCUCUGCUAUGUGAGAACUGCUCCUCAGAGGGCCUGCCUGCUUGUGCUGGAAGUGCUGACUGUGAUUAUGUGGAUCUACAACGUUCCCAAGAACUCUAUCUGGACUACAGCAGCCCUGCUGGUAAGGAAGCCAUGUCAGAGAUACCAUAUAGACAGAAUGAACCUUGUUGCUGCAGCAUAGAAUCCACCACCGUUCCCCUCUUGCCGUCAGUCAGUGAUAAUAAGCAGGGCCUUUCGCUGAUCGACAGUGAGGACCUCAAACUGUCCAACCCGGAUGCAGACACAGACUAUCAGAACCAGUGCUCAGAGGCUGCUCCCACAACCGGUCAGGUGACAGGAAACAACAACACUACUUUUAUCUCCAGUGGGCAGGUAAUGAACUUCAGUGGUGAGGUCAUCGUGGUAUACGUCAGUCAGACAUCACUGGGCAGUGGAGGGGGAACAGAAGAGCCCUUUAGUUGUCCAGUUCAGGAGGAAUCUAAUGAGGACAGCUUCCAAAGUGAGCCCAAAUCUAACAUUGGCACAGCACCGCAGGGUAAGAACAGAGCCGUCCACUCUGAGAGACACCUGCCUGUACAGGAAGUAACCAAUGACUGGUCCUGUCAGAAAUAAAGAUGCAAGGAACUACCAGAAUAUUUUCAACUGGACUGGAAUUGAUUUUUUUGUCUUGUUUCUAUUUUUAUGAUUAUUAUUGAUUAAUGAUUGGUGUAUUGACAGCAACUAGAGCAGUGGUUCUAAACUGGUGAGAGGUCGCAGGUCUUUUGUGGUCUGGGUUAUGAAAUAAACAUGCUUAUAAAAUGCUUCCCGACAGGGCCUAAUGCGGGGGGGAGGGGGGAGGGGGAGGGGGGGCCUCAUUUCGCUGUCCGACUGGACGGGACACAAGGAAAACCCCGAUCCCCCCCCCCCACACACACACACACACACUUAGACCCGGCCAUGCUUCCUGUAUCUUUGUCGUUGACAUCAAAGUUUGUGCUUCCAAUCAAAGUCUACAGUGUUUUAAUGUAAAUUAAUCAGCGGCAAUAAAAGACAGCAGCAAAGGUUUUAAAGAUGAUUUUUUUUCUUACUUUAAAUGCAGUGUUACAACCAGUGUUGGGUGCAAUCUUAUUACAAAGUAAUUAAUUACUGCAAUAAAAUUACUUUUUAGUACAAAACGUUGUGUUCAGAUUACAAUUACUGACUUUUACUAUUGAGUUAAUUUAAAUGACUUUUCUAAAAUAAUAGUACAUACAAUAUGUAGAGUACAUUUAUAACAUUGUAUAAAUAUGUACAUAUGUUUGCGUUUCUGUGACAGCUGAAAGGCAUCUGUCCCCUAAUGAGACACUGAACAAAGAGGAAAUAUAGACAUUAUUUUUAAUAUGUUCUGUAAGGUAUUUUUUUUUAUAAAAGUAGUUAGUAAUGCAGUUACUUUUUAGAUUGGUUAUCUGUAAUCUGAUUACAAUUUUACAGUAGUAUUUUUGUAGUGAAUUACUUUUUUUGAGUAACUUAUCCAACACUGGUUACAACGCUAUACAGAAGCACAACGUGGCAUCAGGGGCAACGCCAGUUUCAGCCUCAGAUGGCAUGUCCACGGACCACCCACAAUCCAUGCUCUUACGGUUGUUAGAGCUCCUUUUAUUCUACAACGAUGACGUGAGAAUCAGGUGAAAGCCCCUUAAAUCGCACAUCUGCUGUUGUUAAUGCAGUUGCAUUCAGCCUAUAUUGUCGGGCCUAUGCAGUUAAUGUUAAUAAUAGCCUAAUAAAUUGUGUUUGUUUACUUUUGUAUGAUUAACAAUUUCAGUACGGUUUGUGGCGCCACUUGAUGUCCAUGUAAUAUCUGGGUCCUGAAGCAAAGCUAUUUGAGAACCACUGAACUAGAGUGCUAUUUUAUGAAAAAUGCUAUGCAUUUGUUGAUCUAUGUAUUUAUACCAUAUAAAUUAGGUACUUCAUGUUGUUUUGCAGUCAGCAUUGAGAGGAUAUUAGCAUGGCAAGUGCUAAUAAUUUGAUGACAGUAAAGGUCAAGAACAUUGACCCUAGAAUCUCUCAAUUUCCAACAAACCCUAUGUUGAAGAGCCAAAUAAAUAGUGGCUUGGUGUGACAAGAAACCAAACCUGGGCCAAACACAAUACUAACAAAGCCAGAGAAAGCACAAAUGUGGCCACCAGAACAAACGCAUGGUGUUUUUCACUUUCUCAGCUUGUGCUCCUCUUUUGGACUCCUUUUCUUUGGGGGGGAUUGAGUGAUCGGGCAAUAUCUCAUGGUGGGAACCAUUAUAUGGUGAUUGUUAGAUCUCAAACAAGUUAGCAAGGAAAUUAUCAAUAGUUUCAGUAUGUUGAUUUGCAGUGUCUAUAUAUAUUUUUAUGAAUUAAAACCAUCAUUUGUACAUGUUAAAAUUAUUUUUUGUGUUAUUUAUCGUGCCAUUUUGUGCCGCUAACCUGACAGGUCGGUGUGACUGGAGCAGAAAAAGAAAAUGACAUUAUUUACAAGCAUUAAAUGUAUAUAGUGAUUGAAUUCCAAUGUUCUGAUACACCAGUAGUGAUUUUACAACCAUUACUGUAAAUAAAGCUUAUUUGUAUGAAGCAAUUUUUUUCCCUUAAAUGAAUGUGAUGGAGUGAGAGAGCUAUUUGGUUUAGUGAUAAGAUGUGUUUAUUGCUUGUGCAUAACAUACUGUAUGUGGUAAAACCCCAGUCUUUCAGCAAAUCCGAUGUUGACACAAUACCUUUAAAAAUAGCAGUCAGUUGCUACCAGAUGUCACAAACUUAAUACAAACAUAAGUAUUGUGUUUAGCCACUUGAGGUGAGAAUUUCACCAAAGAGUGCUGGAUGUUUGGAGUUUGAUUGGACAAACAUGGAGAAGGGUUGAGUUUUGCCUGCCAAAACAGGAAGAUAUGACUUGUUCCACUCAAGGAGCCUUCAGGCACAUUUGGUUGCUCUUGACUAACAAUAGAUGUGUAAUUGUCCUGCCAUCUAGUGGACUACUAUUAUAAUUAAAGUCAUUAGAUCAACUGAUUUUGUUUGUUGUACUUAAAUUGCUGUUAAUGCAAAAAU